Messenger RNA from Lycium ferocissimum, 729 nucleotides. Its product is annotated as thioredoxin O2, mitochondrial-like. The transcript is spliced from 6 exons. Lineage: Eukaryota; Viridiplantae; Streptophyta; Magnoliopsida; Solanales; Solanaceae. The coding region runs from base 111 to 704 and encodes 197 amino acids. The record is from RefSeq and is a predicted model, not a curated record.
CACUCCCCACUUUAUUACUUCUUCCAAACUCAUCCUCAAAAGUUCCAAAAACCCUGUGGUAAAAACCAAAACCCUUCAAAAAAUUUCAACAAGCACCACAAUCCGUAAAGAUGAGAGGAUUCUCAGUGAUACUACGUCGUUUGAUUGGUUGCAGACCAUCCAUAUCAUCAGGACGACGUUCUUCUGAAUUAGGUCAAACGUUAAUGGUUUCAUCAGCAGCCACAGUAUCGUACUCUACAGUUACUCUAUUUGAGAAGCCUAAUUUACUUUCUGGAUCCCCAAUUGCCGCAACCCUUUUGCCUGAUUUGCAGUCUCUUCAGGUUCUCAAUCAUUCUAGAAACUUCUCCGCUCCAUCUUCCUCAGGUCCAUCGAAUAUUGUAUCAAUUGAGUCUGAAGAGCAGUUCAAUACUUCACUUCGCAAAGUACAAGAUGAGUCUUUGCCUGCAAUAUUCUACUUUACUGCUGUCUGGUGUGGGCCCUGUAGGCUGCUAUCUCCUGUAAUUGGCCAAUUGAGUGAGAAAUAUCCUCAUGUGACCACAUAUAAAGUUGACAUUGACAAGGAGGGGCUUGGAAAUGCAUUGAGCAAGUUGGACAUUCACUCUGUGCCUACAUUGCACUUCUUUCAAAAUGGUAAAAAAACCUCUGAAGUUAUUGGUGCUGAUGUUCAACGCUUGAAAGAUACCAUGGAGGAGCUCUACAAGUGAUAUUUUAACUUUCCAGCAUUUCGAA